Lotus japonicus is the source of this 1185-nucleotide messenger RNA. RefSeq names its product F-box/kelch-repeat protein At3g23880-like. The transcript has a single exon. The record is from RefSeq and is a predicted model, not a curated record. Gene Ontology annotation, molecular function: protein binding. NCBI's taxonomy places the organism in Eukaryota, Viridiplantae, Streptophyta, Magnoliopsida, Fabales, Fabaceae. Bases 1 to 1185 code for a protein of 394 amino acids.
AUGAAGAUUCCUGUUGGAGAAGCAGAGCUAUUGCCGCCUCCGAUUCUUAUCCCCGAUGAACUCAUUAGAGAAAUCUUGUUAUUGCUUCCGGUGAAAUCUCUCAUGCGGUUCAGGUUCGUGUGCAAGUCAUGGAAUCUUAUAAUCUCUAAUCCUCAAUUCGUGAAACGACACCUUCGUUGUUCUUUAGAUAACAACAUUAGAGACUUCGCACACAUCCAAUUAUUGUCCGAGUCCUACAACGCGGGCAAUGAAUCCUUGGAUCAAUCAUAUGUAUCAAUUUACUCUAUUCCUUUGUUGUUCUCAUCCCAAAAGGGAAAUCUAUACCCAAUAGAGAGUGGUUACAAUUUGAUUGGAGUCUGCAACGGCUUGGUGUCUUUUGCCAAACGGAGAUAUUUUUACUCUGAAAAUGUAUCAUCAUAUUCUUGUUGGGUCCGUUUGUGGAACCCAAUUACCGGGUUAUGGUCAAUGUCACCACCUCUGACUUUUUCACGACAACCUUUUGAGGAUAAUUCGGACGAUAGUUUUGGGUUUGGAUAUGAUUGUAUGAAUGAAACUUAUAAGAUGGUGGCUAUUAUGGACAUGCGAAAUUCUCUCGAAGAAGAGCCUGAGAAAAAUGUGGUGAAAAUUUAUGACAUGGGCAGUACUUGUUGGAGAAGGAUUCAAUCUUUCCCAGAUCUCCCAAAUAGGGUUUGGCCAAGCGCAAUGAGCAAUGGAGUUUAUGCGAGUGGCGCACUUAAUUGGUUAAUAUUAACAAAGACCAAAACCUUCAUUGUUGUUUCACUUAACUUGGGGAGAGAAGAGUAUUUACAAUUGUCACUGCCUCCUUCUUCUCAACAUGCUAAAGAUCGUUGUUUUCCACUCCUUGAUGUUCUGAAGGACUCCUUGUGUAUUUUGCAAAAUGACGGCGAGAAGGGAUUUGUGGUUUGGCAAAUGAAGGAGUUUGGAGCUCAAGCAUCAUGGACUAAACUAUUCAAUUUUCGUUUUGAACGAAAUCUCGCCCAUAUGAUUCCUUACUUCAGUCCAAUGCAGUUCAUCUUGUCUGAGAUUAAUGAGGUUUUGCUGAUGUCCUACAACGAACUAGUUCUAUAUAACCACAGAGAUAAUACAUUCAAAGUUAGUCAUAGAGCUUCUCAAUAUGCUUGGAUUGUCCACAAUUACAUUGGAAGUUUGGUUUCACCCUAUUAA